GUUUUUAGUCCUCAAUAUGUGCUUUUUUUGAGUACCAAGCUUAUUAUGUAAUUUUGGAUUUUGUUGAACAUGAACUACUUUUCGUUUUUGAAUGAAUUUGGUAAACAAUCGAUAAGUAUAGUAACACUAGCAAUAGAUUGUCAGCCCGCUGCAGGCGCGAAUGUUUUUCAAGAUAAACCAUCAUUUCUACCUUCUAAUUCCCUUUUUUUUUGAGUUUCCUAUGUUUGAGCACACAUAAGAGAACGUAUUUAUGCAAAAAUAUAACAAGUUUUGAAAAAGUCAAAAAAUCGUCAUUUUGGACUUAUGAUCCCUUGAAGAAAUCUUCAAUUCUUCCUAAAGGCUCGUAACCCCACUCAUCUCACCGAGUUGCACACGCUUUCAGCCAUACUCAAAGCAAUUGAUGAUUGUCCACUCUCCUCCUCAUGGGAUAAUAUAGCCCUCAGCUUGUCUGUUUGUCUAUAAAUGCCUUUUGUUGACUUAUGUCAAGUUGAUCAUACAGUCUUCGACAUUCUCGACAAUGCUACUAAAAAAACUUCUUACUUUCUGCAGGUUGACCCUAAUUCAGGACUUCUCCGCUUCAAAACAUGUAAAGAAUGCAGCAGUCCAGGCUUACUAUCUCGGAUUUUCAAGGUCUACAAAGAUGGUAAACUACUGUUUCUGCCCUUCAUGUAAGACCUUAUGACUCAAUUAACUGACCCUUGCCACCCAGUAUCUUAAUAGUCGUAUCUACAACGGUCUGUCUUCAAUGAAUGUUCAGUUUUCGAUC
Molecule: messenger RNA, 766 nt
Organism: Gilbertella persicaria
Lineage: Eukaryota; Fungi; Mucoromycota; Mucoromycetes; Mucorales; Choanephoraceae
Exons: 1
Coding region: 463-672 (69 amino acids)
Source: RefSeq, a predicted model, not a curated record